Molecule: messenger RNA, 1179 nt
Organism: Trypanosoma cruzi
Lineage: Eukaryota; Euglenozoa; Kinetoplastea; Trypanosomatida; Trypanosomatidae
Exons: 1
Coding region: 1-1179 (392 amino acids)
Source: RefSeq, a predicted model, not a curated record
AUGCCAAAGGCGUUUAAAGUGAGGAAUGAGGCAUCCCGCAUUGCUAUUGUUGAGUUUCUUGUGGAUAAACGUGUGCGCUUCUUAGAGUACCUGUGCUCCUUACAUCAGGACGAAGUGCUAUGGAUGGGGACCGUGCGUCUCACACGAUCGGAUGUUGUGCGUUCUUUUCGAGGUUCUGGGAAUUCUCACGGGGAAUGGGGUGGCACCACUGAGUACCGCCUGCGUUCUACAGAAUCCAUUGAUAUGCAGACGUCUUCUGCAUCUGGACACGAACAUACAGAGGACGUUGUUGUUUCGGUAGGACCCGUUGCUGGCGUACCGUACACUGUACCUGCGUCUUGGCUGUCAACCCGCAUGCCAUGCUACGUCUGUCUUGCCAUUUCACUUGCGGAUAUAUUGCAUAUUCCACUUUCCGUGUUUGACUUUGUGGAUUGUGUGUAUGCCAUGUUACUGGAGAUGGAUGUACGUUUUGCCUCUGGGGCCACUGCAAAGGCUCUUGCGCUGCGUAAUUUACGUAGCCAUCGACAACAACAUCAUUUUCAACAACACACAGCAUUCUCAACAGAGUCCAUGCCGUUUUUUGGCGGGGAGCAUAGCAAUAGUACCGGUAAUACGAAUAGUGGUGGGGUUAUAAUGGGGGCUGUGGGCGGUGGUUUUUUCACGAUGGGCGCCUCCGAUGUCGAAACCUCUGUCAAGUACCUUUAUCUAAAUCUUGAGCAUCGUGCCUACAUGACGCCGGCGGAAGUGCGUUACGAGGAAGUGAUUAUUCCCUUGUGCUCAUUGCUUAAACUUACAUACCGACGGCUGGGUGAUUAUGAUGUGGCAAGGAAUGAAGAAAGCGUGAAACGGAUUUUGUCUAUUGAUCGCCGUUUACAACACAUGUUUUUUUCUGCAAUCAGUAAAGAAUUGGGAAAAAUUGCGCGUGGCAAGUUGUUGCAACAGACUUUGUUGUUGUCUACCAGUGGCCUCUUUCUCGGCCUUGGGGGGAGUACGCAUGAUAACACAACGGGCCUUCUGCGUGGCUUACUGGGGCUCUCUGCCGGCGCAGUUGUCCCUGCAAUGGCGGCAGCUCGGAGCAGCACGACGAGUGGCAGUGUGAAACGUGGCAUGCCAGACAUGUUUCUAGUGGACUCGGAGGACGAGUUGGAGGAGGAAGAAGAGGAAGACGAUGAAGUGUAA